Messenger RNA from Conger conger (European conger), 813 nucleotides. Its product is annotated as basic helix-loop-helix transcription factor scleraxis. Gene Ontology annotation, molecular function: DNA-binding transcription factor activity, RNA polymerase II-specific; RNA polymerase II transcription regulatory region sequence-specific DNA binding; protein dimerization activity. The transcript has 2 exons. The record is from RefSeq and is a predicted model, not a curated record. The coding region runs from base 171 to 719 and encodes 182 amino acids. NCBI's taxonomy places the organism in Eukaryota, Metazoa, Chordata, Actinopteri, Anguilliformes, Congridae. Gene Ontology annotation, biological process: regulation of transcription by RNA polymerase II; developmental process.
CAGACUCCACCUGCCUGUCCUUUUGCAGCGGGCCACAUGCCCCGGGGCCCAGAAAGGAUCCGUCAUUCAAGGGAUGGCAUGCUGAGCAGCCAGGGGACUGCGGCGGACACCCCCGGUCAUUGGAUCGGUGGCAGCUGGUCUCAGGUGCUAUUUUCACUCCGCGCACAGCCAUGGGCAGCCCCCACCCAGGCCUGGGGGCCCCGGCAGCCCCCACUCUCCCCAGCGCCGCCAUGAAGUCCACAGGGAGCGACAACGGCGGCUUCGCCUCCGACCCCGACGAGCUGGACAGCGGCAGCGAGAGCUCCGGCAAGUCGACGGGCGGGGGCAGCCCGGCGCGGGGGCCCCGGGGCCAGCGGAGGGCCCGGCGGCUGGGCAGCGUCAGCAAGCAGCGGCAGGCGGCCAACGCGCGGGAGCGCGACCGGACGCACAGCGUCAACACGGCCUUCUCCGCCCUGCGCACCCUCAUUCCCACCGAGCCGGCCGACCGCAAGCUCUCCAAGAUCGAGACGCUGCGCCUGGCCUCCAGCUACAUCUCGCACCUGGCCAACGUGCUGCUGCUGGGCGAGGACAGCCCCGACGGGCAGCCCUGUCUGCAGUACCACAGCGUCCUGCAGGGCGGCGCUCACCUCGCCGGCCCCGCGCUCCGGCCCAUCUGCACCUUCUGCCUCAGCAACCAGAGGAAAAUGGUCAGAGAUGGGGAGAAACACUCGUCUGUUUGACUGAGCUGUGGAAACGGAGAGGACGCAUGCUCGGACAAGCGCCGAUGUUUACAUGUAAAGACGACUACUGUUGUAUAGAAGAAAGAGGGGGGGG